GGCCUCCCAACAGCCACAGGCUUGCGCAGCCGCAGUAGCAGGCGGAGCGGGUGUCUAACGGUUACCCGCAGCGUUCCUUCACACCUCAAAGCUUGUCUGCCGCUUCCCUCUUUUCUCUUCCUCCACCUCUCGAGUGAGUCGCCAUGAGCUGGGCUGUGGGCGUCCUGCGGGCUGGCCGGAGAGUGGGCGCUGGGAGAGUGAAUGCGCUAUGUCCCCGCCGGCCGGCGGACCUCCCGCUCACGGGGGCAUGGGCCGUCACCCCCGUGUCUGAGAUGGCAACCAUCAAGUGUGAACUUAUCAAGAAUUUCACUUCCGAGGAGGCCGUUCAUCACAACAAGGUCUCCAUUAUAGGAACCGGAUCGGUGGGCAUGGCCUGUGCUAUCAGCAUCCUAUUAAGGGGCUUGACCGAUGAACUUGCCCUUGUGGAUGUUAAUGAAGACAAACUGAAGGGUGAAACAAUGGAUCUUCAACAUGGCAGCCCUUUCGUGAAGAUGCCAACUAUUGUGUCCAGCAAAGAUUACCUUGUCACUGCAAAUUCCAGCCUCGUGGUCAUCACAGCAGGAGCACGCCAGGAAAAAGGGGAAACACGCCUUAAUUUAGUCCAACGAAAUGUGGACAUCUUUAAAUUAAUGAUUUCCAGUAUUACCCAAUAUAGCCCUCGCUGCAAACUGAUUGUUGUUUCCAAUCCAGUGGAUAUAUUAACUUAUGUGACCUGGAAGUUGAGUGAAUUUCCCCCAAACCGUGUAAUUGGAAGUGGUUGUAAUCUGGACACUGCCCGUUUCCGUUUCUUGAUUGGGCAGAAGCUUGGUAUCCACUCUGAAAGCUGUCAUGGGUGGGUCCUUGGAGAGCAUGGAGACUCGAGUGUUCCUGUGUGGAGUGGAGUGAACAUCGCUGGUGUCCCUCUGAAGGAUCUGAACUCAGACAUAGGAACUGAUCAAGAUCCUGAGCAGUGGAAAAAUGUCCACAAAGAUGUGAUUGCUAGUGCCUAUAAGAUUAUUAAAAUGAAAGGUUAUACUUCUUGGGCCAUUGGCCUAUCUGUAGCUGAUUUAACAGAAAGCAUUGUGAAGAAUCUUAGAAGAGUGCAUCCAGUUUCCACCAUAAUUAAGGGUCUCUAUGGAAUAAAUGAAGAAGUAUUCCUCAGUGUUCCAUGUAUCUUGGGAGAGAAUGGUAUUGCAGACCUUAUAAAGAUAAAGCUGACCACUGAAGAACAGGCUUGUCUGAAGAAGAGUGCAGAAACACUUUGGGGAAUUCAGAGGGAGCUCAAGCUUUAAAAUUGUUUGAAACUACCUUUCUGAAGUUAUUGAAGGGAUAGUAGUUACAGGGUUGUGUAUGUCAAUUUUUUUUUUUUAUAAGCUUGGAUUUCUAGAAGUUGGAAACAGGAAAGAAAGUAGAGUGAGUUGCCUGUUUGUUUAGUCCCCCAGCUUUUUUAUUCAGCAUCCAGAUGUCAGGAUUAUUUUUUUUCCCACAAUUCCUAAGUGAUUGCAUCAGAGGAUGUAUUUUUGUACCACUGAUAUAGCAGUACUUGCUCUGUGUGUGUGUGUGUGUGUGUGUGUAGUUGCUCUUUGGCCCAGAAAGGAUUAGGGUAUAGGUGUUUGUGUUACAGAAAUGAUAAGUUUCAUUAAGUACAUGUUCUUUCAUUCUGGAUGGCUUAUACUUAUUAUGUUCAUUUAUAUACUGUUUUUAAGACGAUGUAACUUCCUCUACAAUAUAAAAAUAAAUGUACAUACAGAAGUACUUUCUGUAAUGGAGUCAUCAGCUGGGCCUUAAAGGCGUUAUAAAAUGGGAGCUACGAGUAGGUCCUGUUUGUUGAGGGGCAGAGGGGCACAUGGGCACAUGCACACACAUGCUCAUAUAUGGAUGCCAGUGAAGCCGAAUCAUUAGGUUCAAAUAUGAAAAUAAGAGUGAUCUGGUUGGUAGCAGUUAUAAAGUGUUUAAUGCAGUAAAAUAUAAAGCUUUUAGAAAGAGGCCUGACAGGCAGAGAUGGAAAGUGUUAUUGCCAUUUAUUCAGCAGGGAAGGGAAGCAUACUUAAAUUUUGGAGUUGCUAAAAACAAAGCCUGACUUAAAUUAUUUUAGAACUGCCUCUGAGAACCUGACCUGUUAGCACGUUAAAUCAGGGAGCAUGUUACAAACUGUUCUUGUUAGGCCCGGUCUUAUCAGCAGAGUGGGCCCUGGCCUUGAGAUGCUCCAGGGUCAUCCCUGUUGCUCAGUUUACUUCACAUGAAUAGAAAGCUUUUGUUUUUGAAUUUUGCCCUGUUGUUAAUCAGUGUCAUAAAAAUUGGUUAUUUUAAUGAGUACUUCAGGGAUUAUAUUUCUCAGAAAGUUACACAUUCAUUUUUUAUUCCUAAAUCAAUUGACUUUACUGUAGAUUCUAGACUAUAUGCGUUUGAUACAAUGAGGGUUUAGGAGAAAGUGAAGAUGCUUGUCAGACCUUUACCUAAAUGAUGUACUAAUAACUUAGAAAAUAAGAGUUUUUAAAAAAUCUAUUUUAGAGAGCAAGU
Molecule: messenger RNA, 2499 nt
Organism: Ailuropoda melanoleuca (giant panda)
Lineage: Eukaryota; Metazoa; Chordata; Mammalia; Carnivora; Ursidae
Product: L-lactate dehydrogenase A-like 6A
Exons: 1
Coding region: 144-1271 (375 amino acids)
Biological process (GO): lactate metabolic process; pyruvate metabolic process
Cellular component (GO): cytoplasm
Molecular function (GO): L-lactate dehydrogenase (NAD+) activity
Source: RefSeq, a predicted model, not a curated record